Messenger RNA from Coregonus sp. 'balchen', 3446 nucleotides. NCBI's taxonomy places the organism in Eukaryota, Metazoa, Chordata, Actinopteri, Salmoniformes, Salmonidae. The record is from the annotation of a GenBank genome assembly.
UCUCCCAAGAACCCCCAGCAGAAGAUCAUCAAGCGAGUCAUAGCACUUGAGGGAGACUUCAUCAAGUACGUACAUAAUUCGUUUUUUCCCCCAUAGCUUUAUCAAAUCAAAUCAAACUUAAAACCCACAACACAUUAUAAAGGAAAAACGAAACAAAAGGCAAUAAAAUAACAUAAAAUAAAGGGUGUCUUAAAGGCCUAUGCAGAGACUUCCUAUGAGAAGACAACUGCUUGUUUACUCAUGAAUUCGAAGCUCCAUCUUAAACCCCAGUAUUUCUUAUCAACCAGCUUCAAAUCUUCGGGUGCCACUACUCAUAACACAAUGUCGCCAUGUAAAUCACUCUGCCAACUAUUUGUGACGGGUGCCGCUGAACAAAUUACGAGUCACUUGUAUUGCCUGGGAGGAGAUAGAUGAAUAAUUAACAUGGGGGUUUGAUGAUUGCCCACACUGGCUGAGGCUGGUGUGUGUGUGCAUGUGUGUUAGCCUGUGGGGCCAGCCAUGCUAUAAAUCACAGCUAUGGUUUUAAUCUCGCCAUGCACAGAGACAGGAAAGAGGCCUCUCAGCCAUUUACAGCCCUCUGAGUGGUGUGUGUGUGUGUGUGUGUGUGUGUGUGUGUGCGUGUGCUAUGUGUAUCCCUCUGAACUGAGCCCCUCCUCAGAGAUAUAGAGGGCCGUUUCGGAGAUUCAUCUCCAAACAAUGAUGGCUUACGGGACAUAAAUCGCGUUGCAAUCGAAUCACAGCUUUAAAAAAAACAGAAAGGCCAAGUGUUACGCCACUGUAUUGUCAGGGAAAUUGUUGGUACGCUGUGUAAAGCUGAUGACUGGAAUACAUACAUUGAGGGAAAUGUGGAGUAUAUUCAUAUGAAGUGUAUGAGGAAUAGCUACCUCAAGAUGGAGAUUCUGGUGUUCAUAGAGGUACAGAACAACCCAGUGUGGUGUGCCAGGCAGGCUGUCAGACAUGGCUGGUGGACAAGAUUAUGGCUGUGUGUUCCCAUGUCCAUGAUAGCAUACCACUUAGGAUGCAUGUCCAACACAUUUGAUUCAUUCGCAGUGGUAUUCUUCUUAGUCUAGAUAUUGAAACUGAGCCUUUGACUUGACCUAUCCAAUUUACCUCAAGCUUUUACACAUCAUCAUUAUCGUGUUUCAUAUGACCAUUAUCAUGUGUAUCUGUGCCCUAUAGGCCUAUCCCAUUAACCUCCAUCAAACCUCCACUGUACCAGGCAGCUAUUGUUUAAACCCACAAAACAGAGGUAGAGAGCACAUAACUUUUUAACACAACUCAAUGCUGAGACUGUCUGAGAGUCUGCCCAAACUCCUGAACGCACCCUAAGCCCUUUGUAGCUGCUAGACACUGCCAGGAAGUGAGUCACAUGCAAACAGCAUUAAUACAGGAGUCUGUAUAUUCGCUUUGAACUCUGUUUGCUUUAGUGCAUCCCUAAUGGCACCCUAUUUCCUAUUUAGUGCCCUACUUUUGACCAGGACCCAACAAGCUCUGGUCAAAGUAGUGCCCUAUGUAGGGAAUAGGGUGCCAUUUGGGAUGCAGGCUGUUUUUGUCUUCCCACAAAACGGUUAUUUUUACUGAGCAUAGCAGGGGUAGCUGAUUAGGUAACACUUUAUAAUAAUGUUCAUUAAUAAACUAUUUGAUAAACUAUUAAUAAGUAUGUAGUGUAUACCCCAUUGAAUAAUCAUUUAUUAAUACAUGUAUAUGAACACUGCUUAUAAAUAGAUAACAAAUGUCUCCUUAAAGUUAUUAUAAAGUGUUACUGCAGACUAUUCUACUGUACAAAUAAGAUAGGCCCUAUUUGGAUAUAAUCACUAGAUUUUGAAGUAGCCAGUAUUUUGUUCUUGUAUUGUUUGUGUUCAGAUACUGUAUGUAGGCCUAACCCCUGACAUUUCAAAGUCACUGAACUUCAGUUUGCUGGAGAACAGACAGGGCAGCAGGUAACCUAGCGGUUAGAGCGUUGGGUCAGUAACCGAAAGGUUGCAAUACCCAGGCAGACAAGGUGAAAAAUGUGUUGAUGUGCCCUUGAGCAAGGCACUUAACCUUAAUUUGCUCCAGUGGCGCUAUACUACUAUGGCUGACCAUGUAAAACAACAUAUUUCACCACCUAUCCAGUGUAUGUGACAAUAAAAACAUUUUUUUUCCCCAGCAGCCAAAUCAAUAUUUUGGUCCAAGGUCUAAGCAGUAGUCAUUUAGGCUCCUGUAACAUUGCCCUGGAAAGGAAUAGGAGAAGAAUUGUCAUUUAAAAAGUCAUUUCCCCGUAAUUUACAAUGUUCCUGAUAUGAACCAUGCAUCAGGGCUCAGUCACAGCUAAGUGCCCAGGUGAUUGAUGGUGUAUACCACCCUGUCCUCACUCCGCAAAAUAGUUGAUUGAAGCUAAACUAGUCUGGAGGGGAACCGAUCAGAUAGAGGUUACGUCCCAAAUGGACCCUAUUCCCUAAUAUAGUGUACUACUUUUGACCAGGGCCGAAGGGGCUAUAUAUAGGGAGUAGUGUACCAUUAAGGGACGCAACCAGAGACUAGACCUAAGGGAGUGAGCUGUCCUGUCCAUAUCUCAUUAGUCAUUACACACAAAGCAUGUUUGUCCUCAUCUGAUUAGAUUAGAUUUGACUUUAAGAUAAUAGUCGAAUCUAAAGGGAGGAUGCCUGGCAGAUGGAUGAUUUAGUAGAAAGGGGAUAAACCAUAAUGAAACGAAAAUGUCCAUUUCCUGAAUGCAGAUGUACAGUGAGGGAAAAAAGUAUUAGAUCCCCUGCUGAUUUUGUACGUUUGCCCACUGACAAAGAAAUGAUCAGUCUAUAAUUUUAAUGGUAGGUUUAUUUGAACAGUGAGAGACAGAAUAACAACAAAAAAAUACUUAUUUCCCUCAUUAAAAUGCAAAUGAAUUUAUAACAUUUUUGACAUGCGUUUUUCUGUUUUUGUUUUGUUUUUAUUCUGUCUCUCACUGUUCAAAUAAACCUACCAUUAAAAUUAUAGACUGAUCAUGUCUUUGUCAGUGGGCAAACGUACAAAAUCAGCAGGGGAUCAAAUACUUAAUUCCCUCACUGUAGGUAGAUUAACUUUAUUCUCGAUUUAAAUUUUGCCUUUUGUCUUGUCUAAUUUCAAUGUGUUUAUUGUUGUUUUCAAUUGAUCCCGCAGCUCAAUCAAUGUUAAUGACUGCCUUUCUUUCAUAGCUAGGUUCUGAAGUAAAUGUGGGUUGUAUUAACCUGGCUAAUGUGUUUUAUCCAUGAUCCAAACCUCCGCCCUCCAUUUCUCUCUGCAGGACGCUUGGCUAUAAGAACCGCUAUCUCAGGGUCCCUGAUGGCCACUUUUGGAUCGAGGGGGACCAUCACGGCCACAGUCUGGACAGCAACAGCUUUGGACCGGUAAGCCACUUUUCUGCUCAAAUUCCCUCCUGCACAUUGAUGUGCUCAGUUUUCAACUACACAAUAGGAAUGGCACAUGCCUGA